Chanos chanos (milkfish) is the source of this 228-nucleotide messenger RNA. RefSeq names its product guanine nucleotide binding protein (G protein), gamma 3 (gene gng3). Bases 1 to 228 code for a protein of 75 amino acids. Gene Ontology annotation, molecular function: G-protein beta-subunit binding. Lineage: Eukaryota; Metazoa; Chordata; Actinopteri; Gonorynchiformes; Chanidae. The record is from RefSeq and is a predicted model, not a curated record. Gene Ontology annotation, biological process: G protein-coupled receptor signaling pathway. The transcript is spliced from 2 exons. Gene Ontology annotation, cellular component: heterotrimeric G-protein complex.
AUGAAAGGAGACACCCCUGUAAACAGCACCAUGAGUGUAGGACAGGCAAGGAAGCUGGUGGAACAGCUGAAGAUUGAGGCCAGUUUUUGUCGAAUCAAGGUAUCGAAGGCGGCCGCGGAUCUAAUGGCAUACUGUGACGCUCAUGCCUGUGAGGACCCCCUCAUCACACCUGUGCCCACCUCAGAGAACCCCUUCAGAGAGAAGAAGUUCUUUUGUGCCCUGCUCUGA